AUGAACAACGACCAGUUCCGCCGCCUCGUCUCCGACACCCCCCGACGACAAGAUGGCGCAACGAGCACUCCCCAGCCCGGCGCAACUCCCGGCGGCCUGCUGGGCUCCCGGGCUCGCUCUAGCAUACCGAUGACACCGCGCACAGUUAAAGGCUCCUCCGGCAUCGACUUCGCCCGCCAGCUCGCCGACCGCAACGCCGCCUCUCAACCAGCCAAGAAAUUCAAAUCCUCCGCGGCGCCGAAAGGCACGAAACUAGCCUCUGGAUACCGGGAUCGCACGCUCGAGCGUAUCGAGGAUGACGAGGACGACAAGGCAAAGCGCGUCAAGGCGCUCGAGGAGAGCAUGAAGCUGGGCCAGAUUGAUAGGGCGACGUUUGAGGCGCUCAGGGAUCAGAUCACGGGCGGGGAUGUGGGCGCGACGCAUUUGGUCAAGGGGCUGGAUUGGAAGCUGUUGGAGAGGGUGAGGAGGGGGGAGGAUGUGCUUGGUGGUGGGGGGCCAGAAGCGAAAGGGAAGGAGGAAGGGCCGGAUGUGGAUGAGGAGUUUGAGAAACUGGAGGAGCGGGAGAUCGCGCCUGUGGUGAAGGAUAAGGCGGAAAAGAAGGGCGAGAUGGCACCUCCGCCGCCUGUAGCUGGUAUCAAGAGGAGCAGGGACGCGAUUCUGGCCGAGCUUAAGGCGCAGCGGAAAGCCACUGCUGAGGCGAAGAUGGCGGCGCAACCGCAGCUGGGAGCGAAGUUCCGACGGGUCGGAGAGAAGAGGGAGACUUCAAGGAUUGAGCGGGACGAAAAGGGCAGGGAAGUGCUGAUCACGGUAGACGCGGAGGGCAAUGUCAAGAGGAAGAUUCGGAAAGCAAAGACGGAAGACCCGCAAGUCCCGACAGGUCUGCUGAUGCCGGACAAAGAUGCUGUACCGCUGGGUAUGGAGGUGCCAGAGAUACCUGUGGCGCCUGUACAGGACGAAGAUGACGAUAUUUUCGAGGGUGUCGGUACAGCUUACGAUCCGCUGGCCGGCUUCGACGAAGAUGACUCCGCAUCAGAAGCCGAAGACGGCGAGGUUGACGCGCCUCCGGAGGACGAACCUCCACCACAACCGUCCAAAAAGGAAGAAGCAUUUCCAUCUCCAUCAGAGUCUCCGUUCGCCUCUCCGCCUACAGACAUGCCUCCCCCACCCAUCCCCUCCAAACCCACCGCAGCUCCUCGCAACUACUUCGGCACCACCACGCCGUCCACCACCGAAGAAACCAAAUACGACGUCUCAAAAGACCUGACCAUUCUCGCAGCCCUCCAAAAAGCGCGCAAAAUCGACACCGCCUCCUUCUCCACCGGCUCCGCCACUACCUCCCACGAAGAAACCGACGAAGAGCGCGAAGCCCGGCUCAAACGCCGUGCAGCCAUGCUGGCGUCCUCGGACCGCGAUCUCGAAGACAUGGAUCUGGGCUUCGGAUCGUCAAGGUUUGGAGACGCCGAGGACGCGGAGGAUGGUGGGAAGAUCAAGCUGUCGAAAUGGAAGGGGGCUGGUGCGGAUGAUGACGAUGAGGAUGGGGAGGGAGGGGAACGGGGCGGGAAGAAGAGAAAGCGGGGGGCGAAGAAGAGGAAGGGGGAUAAGAAUUCGGCUGCGGAUGUGAUGAAAGUGAUUGAGAGCAGGAAGGAGGGAAGAUAG
This is a messenger RNA of Coniosporium apollinis CBS 100218, 1656 nucleotides long. RefSeq lists its product as uncharacterized. Gene Ontology annotation, biological process: mRNA splicing, via spliceosome. The coding region runs from base 1 to 1656 and encodes 551 amino acids. Gene Ontology annotation, cellular component: nucleus. The transcript is spliced from 2 exons. The record is from RefSeq and is a predicted model, not a curated record. NCBI's taxonomy places the organism in Eukaryota, Fungi, Ascomycota, Dothideomycetes.